Molecule: messenger RNA, 2190 nt
Organism: Linum tenue
Lineage: Eukaryota; Viridiplantae; Streptophyta; Magnoliopsida; Malpighiales; Linaceae
Source: the annotation of a GenBank genome assembly
AUGCCCUUCCAAUUGCAGGGGAAGGGGGGUUUAGAUAUUGCAGCUGCAGCUGGUUUCCAAGAAGCUUGGAAGCUGCUUGAACAGAGUCAAGAGGAGGAGAAAGUUCAUAGCUUUGGAAGCACAGAGCCCACCUCAGUUCUUCAUAUGAGAAGGAGUCCAAGCCCACCCACAUCGGCUUCCACUCUUUCCUCCUCCUUCAACAACGGCGGCGGCGGUGGGGACAACACUGCCACCGCCACUCCGACUGCCGGCGAAAAGGCCUCUGAGUGGGCUAAUGAGCUGCAGCCAAUCCCAGCGGGACUCGAGAUUGUUUCUUCCAGAUGCGGUCUAGGGUUGGACGAUUGGGAGAACAUGUUGUCGGAGCCCACUCAGGAACAGUCCCUACUCCGGUGGAUCUCCGGCGAGGUCGACGACUCCUCGUUUGGUCUCAAGCAACUCCUCCAGAACAACAACAGCAACAACAAUCCGUUGGAUUUCGACGGCAAUGGCGGCAGCGGUGGUGCUGGAGGAUUAGGAAUUGGAGCUGGGGUUUCCAGCAUUGGUCCCAAUUUGGGUGCUUUCCCUGCUUCAGGGUUUGUCGGAGCUCAUGGGAAUGGCAGAACUGCUGGUGGCUUGGUGUCUCCCAGCUCUUCUUCUUCAUCUGGGUUGGUUCAUUUCAAACCUAAUAAUAGUAGCGUCGGUAAUGAUCUUCCUUCUACUAUGCAAUAUCAUCACCCACAGCAGCAGGAGGAGAAGCCACAUGUUCUGAACCCUAUGAUGAAUCAACACCAACUGAAUUCUCCUCAAGCUCCAAGCUUUUUCCUGCCUCUGCCGUUUGAGAAUAAUCAUCAGCUUCCUCACCCCAAGAGGCAGAAUUCUGGUGGUAGGAUGGAACCCAUUUCUCAAAUGAUGCCAAAGCUGCCGUUUUCAGAUCCUGGGCAUCAUGAAUUGUUUCUCAGGAAGCAACAGCAGCAGCAGCAAUUUCCUCCAGGGCUUCCUCCAUUUCUCCAACAACAUCACCAGGGCAUUCAGCAGAACACCCUGGUGGGGAAGAAGGAAGACCCCGGUGGAGGGCAGCAGCACGAAUUGCUUGACCAGCUCUACAAGGCAGCAGAGAUGGUAGGGACAGGGAACUUCACUCACGCGCAAGGGAUAUUGGCGCGGCUCAAUCAACACCAACAGCUCUCCCCAAUUGGGAAGCCUCUCUAUAGGGCAGCUUUCUACUUCAAGGAGGCUCUCCAGCUUUCACUCGGUCACAACAACGUUAACAACAACCUGGUCACCAGCCAUCCUAUCAUGCCUCGAACCCCAACCCCAUUUGAUGUAAUCUUCAAGAUGGGCGCUUACAAGGUCUUCUCAGAGGUCUCCCCACUCAUCCAGUUCAUCAACUUCACAUGCAACCAGGCUAUACUGGAGUCCCUGGAAGAUGCAGACCGAAUCCACAUAGUCGACUUCGACAUUGGGUUUGGCGCUCAAUGGGCUUCCUUCAUGCAGGAGCUACCUCGGAAUAGAGGCAUUACACCUUCCUUAAAGAUCACAGCCUUUGCCUCUCCUUCGACUCACCAUCCUAUCGAGCUUGGCCUUAUGCAAGAAAAUUUGACACAAUUCGCCAAUGAGAUAGGUAUAAGCUUCGAGCUUGAUGUGAUCAAUUUUGACUCUUUGGAUCAGCAGAGUUGCUUCUCUCUUCCGAUAUUCCGAGCUAGCGAGAAUGAGGCUAUUGCGGUCAACUUCCCCGUUUGGGCAGCUUCCGGUCAACCAUCUGCAUUGCCCUCAUUGCUCCGCCUCAUCAAGCAGCUUAAUCCGAAGAUUGUGGUGUCACUGGACCGAGGGAGUGAUCGUAGUGAUCUUUCAUUUCCGCAACAUGUGCUUCAUGCUCUCCAAUCUUACAUUAACCUAUUUGAAUCAUUGGAUGCUGCUAAUGUGACUAGUGAUGCUCUGAACAAGAUUGAAAGGUUUCUGCUCCAGCCUAAAAUCGAGAGCACUGUGCUGGGGCGACUUCGUGGGCCCGACAAGAUGAUGCCCAAUUGGAAGACGGUAUUCGCCUCUUCUGGAUUCUCGCCUGUGCCAUUUAGCAACUUCACCGAGACUCAAGCGGAGUGCGUGCUAAAGAGGGCCCAAGUGAGGGGGUUUCACGUCGAGAAGCGACAUGCCUUCCUUGUGUUGUAUUGGCAAGGGAGAGAGCUCAUAUCAGCUUCUGCUUGGAGGUGCUGA